This is a messenger RNA of Plasmodium inui San Antonio 1, 342 nucleotides long. RefSeq lists its product as hypothetical. Bases 1 to 342 code for a protein of 113 amino acids. NCBI's taxonomy places the organism in Eukaryota, Apicomplexa, Aconoidasida, Haemosporida, Plasmodiidae. The record is from RefSeq and is a predicted model, not a curated record. The transcript has 2 exons.
AUGGUCGAGAAGGAGUCCCACGAUGAAGAAACACGCUUGAGGGGAAGUCGUCUUGAUGGGGCACCAAAGCAUGAUUCAUUUUUUAAUAAGGAUGGGUUACUAUUAAGAAACUACGGAUGGUUAGUAAAAAACGCCAUAGGCAUCAUAGUACUGAUUCAUGGAAUUAGAACUCACGCGAGACUGCAAUUUUUAAGACCCAAUGUAGAGGUAGUAAGCGACGAUAACGUUAUAUUGAAGGAUGAAAAUAAUUACUACGUCUAUGAAGAUAGCUGGGAAUAUUUCCAUAAAACCGAUUUUGGCACAUCUGUCACAAACAGCAACGUUCAGAAGAAUGGAAAAUAG